Prunus avium (sweet cherry) is the source of this 1769-nucleotide messenger RNA. RefSeq names its product Cytochrome b561/ferric reductase transmembrane protein family (gene ACYB-2). Lineage: Eukaryota; Viridiplantae; Streptophyta; Magnoliopsida; Rosales; Rosaceae. The record is from RefSeq and is a predicted model, not a curated record. Gene Ontology annotation, molecular function: oxidoreductase activity.
AGACUAAAGAAAGGAAAACGACACAAAAUAUAACACCUAGUCAAAAAAGCCUCCUAUGGACAAGGGCCCCGUGGCAUCCAUCACAGAUUGUUUCAAGAUCUCGAUCCGACGGUCCAAAUUGGCUCGCCAUAAACAGGUGGAAAGUUUGAGAAUACAAGACCAAGAAAAAGAGAUGAAAUCAUAAAAGGGGUUUUCCAUGUAUAUAUAUAUUGACUUGAUUUCAGGAGAUAAUUAAUUAAGAAGAAGAGAAGAGGGAAGAAGAAAAGGAAAGAGAUGGCGUUAAGGGUACCAGCAAUUCCAUUCACGUUUAUUGCACACACGCUUGGAAUCGCAGCUUUGGUUCUGGUUUUGGUUUGGAACAUACACUUCAGAGGUGGUUUCGCAUGGGAAGCUACAAACAAGAACCUCAUCUUCAACCUCCAUCCUUUGCUGAUGUUACUUGGUUUAAUUCUCUUGGGAGGAGAAGCCAUUAUUAGUUACAAAUCACUUCCUUUGAAGAAACAGGUGAAGAAACUUAUACACCUGGUUCUUCAUGCUCUCGCAUUAGCCCUGGGUAUUAUUGGUAUUUAUGCUGCAUUCAAGAACCAUAAUGAGAGUGGGAUUGCCAACCUCUACAGCUUGCACUCCUGGAUUGGGAUUGGGGUCAUUGUUCUCUAUGGCAUUCAGUGGAUAUAUGGGUUCUUGACUUUCUUCUACCCUGGAGGAAGUCCUACCCUAAGGAGUGAGACUAUGCCAUGGCAUGUGGUAUUUGGGCUCCUUGUGUACGUUUUGGCUGUGGCCAAUGCUUCACUAGGGUUCUUAGAGAAGCUCACAUUCCUUGAGAACUCAGGAGUGGCCAAAUUUGGCUCUGAGGCCUUUCUUGUCAACUUCACUGCUCUCACCACAAUAUUAUUUGGAGCCUUCGUUGUAAUUUCAGUUCUUUCUGAAGCUCCUGCUCCCAUUGAAGAUGACCACAGCUAUUCAUCUAUAUGAUUAUAUAACAAUAUUGUUAAAUAGUGUACUUGGCUGUAAGUGCAAGGACUGAAGCGUGGGUAUCUAUUAUUUAUGAUUUACGUGUAGCCUAUACAUGAACAUGAUAAAACAUUUGUGACCACUUAUUCAUAAUUAUUGGCAUGCCCAUCUUAAUUAUUUUACUUUUAUUUCAUUGCAAGCUUCUUACUACGCUUGUGCGUGCGUGUGUGCGUGAGAGAGAUUAUAAGAUUUCGAGAAUCAUAAAAAUUGCAUGUUCAAUUUUAUUGUUUGAUAAGAAUUAGAUCAUGCUGCUCGUGAUACAACGUAAUUAUGUUGUGGUGUAAAUGAGAGCAACAGGUUUUAAUUUGUUGGUUUUGAUUUUGGGAGACCAAAGAUUAUAUAUUGGUGUCAUUGCAAGAUUGCUCGCCACUCAGACACUCGAGCAAGAAGACAACUGCAAAUUGCUCAAGUGAUUUGGUAGAGUAGGUGGAAUCUUAACCACUUGUGUACUCAUCAAUCAAGAGAAUCCGAAUGGCUCAAGAGCUUAAAGAUAUACAGAAGGAAGUCAUUCAGUCUCGUGUAAAGACAUGGGAGACCAAACAAAAAGCAAAAGUUGAUAACAAGGCUGACAAAAUGAUAGCCAUCAACGAGGAGAAAAAGAACGCAAGUGAAAUAGACCUGGAGGCCUUGGGGAAGAAGAUUGAGACAAAAGUUGAGAAGCUAAGACAUAAGGAACUGGAAAAAAUGAAGAACAAAGAAGCUCACUCGAUCAAGGUCACAGAAGACACCAAGGUCAAAAUUGAAGCAAAACGCACCCA